Cydia amplana is the source of this 2476-nucleotide messenger RNA. RefSeq names its product serine/arginine-rich splicing factor 4. The coding region runs from base 149 to 2473 and encodes 774 amino acids. The transcript has 12 exons. The record is from RefSeq and is a predicted model, not a curated record. Gene Ontology annotation, biological process: poly(A)+ mRNA export from nucleus. Gene Ontology annotation, cellular component: nucleus. NCBI's taxonomy places the organism in Eukaryota, Metazoa, Arthropoda, Insecta, Lepidoptera, Tortricidae.
UUUUUUACAUGUCAAGUUGUCAAAUUCGUUAACGUAAAAGUGAAAAAUGCUUCGUUUUUAUGAUUCAAACGUGUGAAAUUACUAUUUAAUGGUAUAAUUUCCGUAUUAUAACCAGUUAUUUACCAGUGAUAAUAAAGUCUAAUCGACAAUGGACGUGGAUACGGGCGGCCGCAGUUCGCGCUCCCGCAGCAAGUCUGUGGAGUCCGCGUCGAAGCCCCGCUCGCGCUCCGCAUCGUCGUCCUCCAGCCGCAGCGGCUCCGCCGCGAGCCGCAAGUCGCGAAGUCGCAGCGGCUCUGCUGCCAGCCGCAAAUCCAAGUCCCGAAGCCGUAGCGGAUCUGCUGCCGACCGCAAGUCCAAGUCUCGUAGUCGCAGCGGGUCCGCCGCUAGCCGCAAAUCCAAGUCUCGUAGCCGUAGCGGGUCCGCCGCUAGCCGCAAAUCCAAGUCCCGAAGCCGUAGCGGGUCCGCCGCUAGCCGCAAAUCCAAGUCCAGGAGCCGUUCGCGUUCCUCGCGCUCGUCGCGUUCCCGCAGCGGUUCAGCAGUGCGUUCUGAUGCCGGAGAUCGCAAGUCGCGGUCGAGGAGCGGGUCGCCGGCUAAAUCUAGGUCUAGAAGUGGUUCCCCGAUGGAUCAAAGUGGCUCGCCGCGUAAAUCGCGCUCCAGAAGUGGCUCACCUGCCAAGUCGCGUUCGAGAAGCGCUUCUCCAGCCAAGAGUCGUUCGCGCAGUGGAUCGCCAAUGGAUAAACCUCGCUCUCGCAGCGGCUCUAGAGCUAAAUCCCGUUCCAGAAGCGGAUCUCGGCCAAAAUCUAGAAGCGCUUCCCCGGCUAAAUCUCGCUCUCGAAGUGGUUCCCGGAAGUCACGUUCGCGAAGUGGGUCCAGGGCCAAGUCCGGUAGCGGUUCGCCAAAGAAGCCCCGGUCCCGUAGCGGUUCGCCGCGGAAGUCGCGAUCUCGCAGUGGAUCGAGGCCCAAGUCCAGGUCGAGAAGUCGCUCGGGGUCGCCAGAGCGCAUGGAGAUUGAUGAGGCGGGCGACAGGCCGGAGUCGCCUACUUUUACACAGGUCGAAAGAAAAAGCCGAUCACGAUCCAAAUCAGCGGGCCGCAAGUCGGCAUCCCGAUCUAAGUCCCGUUCCAAAUCUCGAUCUAAAUCCCGAUCCAAAUCCCGUUCCAAAUCCCGAUCCAAAUCCCGUUCCAAAUCUCGAUCCAAAUCCCGUUCUAAAUCUCGUUCCCGCUCUAAGUCCGGUUCGCGCUCGAAGUCCCGGUCUCGUUCCCGCUCACGUUCCGGAAGCCGCUCCCGCUCGCGCUCUGGAUCGAGGUCCAAGUCCAGGUCGAGAUCUAAGUCGAGAUCGAGGUCGAAGUCGGGAUCUCGCUCGGGCUCUGCCAAAUCCAAAUCUAGGUCUCGCUCGCGCUCGCGCAGCCGCUCGCGCUCCGGCUCCGGGUCCCCGCGCGCAGACGCCAAGAAACGCCGCAUAGUCCGGCUGGCGAGCGACGACGAGGGCGACGAGGGCGGGCCGCGCCCCGCGGGGGAGGGGGGGGAGGGGCCGGCGCCGCCCGCGCGGGACGACUCCUCGGACGACGAGGUGGCGCCCGACUCCAAGACGGAGGAAAUGAUGGGCGGCAUGUCGGACUUCGAGAUAAUGUUGUCGCGCAAGCGCGAGGAGCGCAAGGGGCGGCGCCGGCGCCGCGACAUCGACAUCAUCAACGACAACGACGACCUCAUCGCGGCGCUGCUGCAGCAGAUGCGCCAGGCCGCCGAGCAGGACAGGGAGCUCAACAGGAAGAAUCAACCCGCCGUCAGGAAGGUGUCGAUGCUGAAGGCGGCCAUGUCCCAGCUGAUCAAGAAGGACCUGCAGCUGGCCUUCCUGGAGCACAACGCGCUCAACGUGCUCUGCGACUGGCUGGCCCCCAUGCCCAACAGGGCGCUGCCCUGUCUGCUCAUCAGGGACUCCAUACUCAAGCUGCUACAGGACUUCCCGUCGAUAGACAAAUCCCUUCUAAAGCAGUCGGGCAUCGGCAAAGCGGUGAUGUACCUGUACAAGCACCCGAAGGAGACCAAAGCUAACAGAGAGCGCGCCGGGCGCCUCAUAUCCGAGUGGGCGAGGCCCAUCUUCAACCUGUCGACAGACUUUAAAGCCAUGACGCGCGAGGAGCGGCAGGCGCGCGACGAGGCCAUGGCGCCGCGGCGCCGCGACCAGCCCGGGCCCGGGCCCGCCAAGCGGCCCAGACCCGAGGCCGGACCCGACAAGCCGCCGCGGCCGGGCGAGAAGGGCUGGGUGGCGCGCGCGCGCGUGCCGGCGCCCUCCAGCAAGGACUACGUGGUGCGGCCCAAGUCCACCUGCGACCAGGACAUGUCCACCGUAUCGAAGAAGAAGAUGACGCGAUACGAGAAGCAGAUGAAGCGGUUCAUCGACCAGAAGCGCCUGCGCAGCGGCUCGCGGCGCGCCGUCGACAUCUCCAUCGAGGGCCGCAAGAUGGCGCUGUGAGCG